GUUGUUAUUGUUUAUUAUUUUUACAACUCUUCUUUACAGUUAUACAUUUACAUUAUAAAAAUGAACAUCAUCAUGUCCGAAAAUACGCCAGCGAACAGACCCGCACAAAAGGGAAACUCAACUGCGAAGCUCGGUUCUCCGGCAAUAGCAACAGCGACCACCCGGCAAGUCGCAGAAGCUUCGGGCUCAACAACGCAUCAAAAGAAGCUGUAUGUUUCAUUCAAAACUGACAAAUGUACUCCGUUGAUAACUACGCAGCAGAAGAAGGGAUCCCGACAAAGGUCGUCUGAAUUUGUCGUCUCCGAAUCCACAUCCGCCCAAAAGCGUGGGAGUGACCGCCAGACGCAGGAUACUCUUUCUUCGCAGGGAGCUGAGACUACCACUGCAACAGGUCCCUGGCUGUGUCUGGAAUGCAGUGUGAGCCUUCCAUCGUAUGGUGACUUCAGACUCCAUCUAAUUGAGAAGCACAAGAUAACUACUGACCGCUGGGCGCUCUGCGAGGACUGUGGCUGGCGAUCGGAGAGCAAUCGCGCGUUGCAUUUCCACAAAUAUACGGAUCACCAGAUCAACUCACUGCUCUACACUUUCCCUGAGUGCGACCUCUGUGAUCGGAAAUAUUCGAGCAUAGACGAGCUACAGGCUCACCUGACUGAGUGCCUUAGUGCUCACAUUAGUGCCAUUGAGGAGAGUGAACAGGAUCCGGAGAACGAUGGUAGCAUUAUCUACGACAUCAUUCUGGAGACUGACGACUACGAGGAUGACGAUAUGCCACUGAAGCAGCCGCCCACGGCAAGACAAAUCCAGCCGACUACCCAGACCCAGCUGGAGCGUGGCACAGCCAGCGAUGGUGAUGAUGAGGCUGCAUCCCGAACAGAAGAUGGAAACCCAAGAUCGUAUUCCCCCACAUCGACCGAGUACAAUGAGGCAAGGGAGUGGAUAGAAAUAACUGUUAGUGGCAUUCUAAAAGAAAGUGGCGACGAAGGCAAGUUUUUGCUAUCUCGAGUUCAUAAGAAAAACCUCACGCGAUCACUGAGAAACAAAUUGACCAAAAUGAUAGUCAACUACUUUCUGUCAAGAAAAAUAAAUAUGACGCUUCAGCAGAGCUACGCCCUGGAGAGAGAUGUGGUGCGGCUCUUUCCCGAUGAGAAACUGGAUCAUUGGCGGAGCAACGGAAAAACUGCUGGAACAUUAUAUAAUAGUUUUCGAUACAAACGACGAGUUAAACAUGCAGCGGAGCUUCAAGAAGGGCAGAAGGAAACGCUGCAAGAAGACGAGAAACUCCCUUGAAGGAGUUGGAUACGGAACUACAGAGGA
Messenger RNA from Drosophila guanche, 1314 nucleotides. Its product is annotated as centrosome-associated zinc finger protein CP190-like. The transcript has 2 exons. The coding region runs from base 61 to 1287 and encodes 408 amino acids. Lineage: Eukaryota; Metazoa; Arthropoda; Insecta; Diptera; Drosophilidae. The record is from RefSeq and is a predicted model, not a curated record.